This is a messenger RNA of Zeugodacus cucurbitae (melon fly), 1424 nucleotides long. RefSeq names its product calcium and integrin-binding protein 1. The coding region runs from base 351 to 908 and encodes 185 amino acids. The record is from RefSeq and is a predicted model, not a curated record. Gene Ontology annotation, molecular function: calcium ion binding. The transcript is spliced from 5 exons. NCBI's taxonomy places the organism in Eukaryota, Metazoa, Arthropoda, Insecta, Diptera, Tephritidae.
UAAAGGAAUUAGAUUUUGUUUUGAAAUUUUGAAAAAAACUAGUGUUAUAAUUUUUUCUAUGUGUCACCCGUUCUCUUCAUUUAUGCACUUCUCUCAUUCGUAAAUAAAAUAAACAAGCCAAAGGAAGAGCAGAUAUUUCUGACAAUCAGCAUCAGCAUCAGCAUCUUUUCGCAAAUUGUUGUGGUAUUCCUUAUUGGGGAUUAAUUUGCAUUAAAAAACAAAUAAGUAAAUUAUUGUGAAAAUGAAUUAAGAAUAAUUGUCUGUUCACGGCGAAAGGUUAGUGGGAGUGGUUUUCUGCGAUCGGAUAGCAACUGACGGUGAUAAUUGCGAUUCACGUUUGAAGAAGCGAAAUGGGACAAACAAAGAGCCAAUUCACUGAUGAAGAGCUACAAGAUUACGAGGACUUGACAUUUUUUUCGAAAAAAGAGAUACUCCUUGCCCAUAAAAAAUUUAAAAGCCUCGCUCCCGAGAAGGUUGGCCACAACAAGAAUGCUAAAUUGUCAAUGAGCAAAAUAUUACAAUAUCCCGAGUUGCGGGUGAACCCUUUCGGUGAUCGAAUAUGUAAAGUGUUUAGCUCCAGUGAAGAUGGUGACAUGACGUUUGAAGACUUUUUAGACAUGAUGAACGUAUUCAGUGAUGCAUGCCCCAAAAAGUUAAAAGCGGAGUAUGCCUUUCGCAUUUGGGAUUUCGACGGUGAUGAUAUGCUAGGUGUCUCGGAUCUAAAACAAGUUAUUGAACGAUUAUGCGGCCCAGACAAUAAAUUAGACGAUUCGGAUAUGAAAGAGAUAAUACAUUGUAUUAUGGCAGAAGCUGAUUUCGAUGAUGAUGGAGCAUUAUCAUUUCCGGAAUUCGAGCAUGUCACUGAUAAGUCUAGAGACUUCCUUAAUUCUUUUCGCAUAAGACUUUAAAAGCACAAAAAUACAGCCGGUAUAUCUGGAAACACAAAUUACAUAUUUACAUUCAUAUUUUACAAUUUACCUAAAGUUAUACACCUAUAUAUCUAGUAUGUUCCUUGUUAUAUUUUUGAAUCUCGAAUGUUUUACAUUAAUUAUUUAUACCAUUAUUAACUACUUAUGUAUAUAUAUUUAUCAAUAACAUUUACUCGACGAAGUGAGAAUGUUGUGACAACCGAGUGAUUACGUUAAGAAAUUGCCGUUAAUUCAACUAAUUUUAUUUGUUUAAGCCAUAUAAAUUUACUCCAAUUUGAAACAACAAAACAUAUGGUAUUGUGAAGGCAUUAAAUGUAUCGCAUAAUUGUCAUGACCCAGUCCAAAAUAGUAGAAAUGGAAGAAAACGGUGCAUUUAAAAAUUAAAUAUGCUGGAACUCAUAUACUUCCAAUGAGCAUUUAUGAUAUUGUAUUGUAAUCCAUCUAUAUACAUAUGUGUAAGUCAAAUUUGAUAAAUAAAAUUAUUAAUUUACCUUA